AUGCCAAUCACUACCAGCAGAAAUGGCGGAGAAGUCAACCAUACUCCGAGUCGCGAGUUAGCUCUAGACGAAACGUCCGCUCACGCCGCUGAGCGGUCCGGUAAUCGGGAUGCACUCUCGACCGGCCCUCCGGUGUCGGUAUUGGACGCUCUCUGUCGUUGCAUCCUAAUUCCCCUCGUUUUGCUUAGUAGUAUCAUUUUUGUUGCGCUCAUGGUGGUCUUUGCCGCGCUGCCCUUGGCAAUUUUGACGUUUCUGCUAGAACCCAUUCCCCCCGGUAUUCUACUCCGAGCGUUGUUCGAAGGCGACGGUGACAACUGGCCUAGUGGCACCAACAGAGCAUCCUUAAGCCAAUGGAGCCGCGAGGAUAUCCAGAGUUCUCUGGUUCACCGAAUUUGUUUAGGGAAGCGGAACGUUGUCGAGUUAGACGAAGGAAUGGGUUGUGACCUGCGCCUGGACAAGUUUCAUCGUGGAGCGGUAUACUUCGAACUCGUUGGUGGAAUACCAGCAGACUUUCCAGGGACAAGCCGUACAUUUUAUGCCUUCUCGGACUGUAUUCGGGUUUUCACUGCCAAGCAAGCAGAAGAUGGGAUUGUCCCUGAAAGAAUCGCCGAGGUUGGUCUCGCCGCAGGAGAGCCCCCAAGGCAUGGUACCGUCGACAUGACAGUGGUGCCCCACUAUUUACACCGGACCUCGUACCACCACGGUAUCAGUACAAACGUACUAUUGACACCCUCUCCGUACCCGAUAUUAGACUACGGCGAUGCGGAUGUCACCAGUUCUCGUAUUGGUGAGAACAAUAGCUAUUUUCUUCCGUCCUCCAGCAGUGAUGAUGACGCUCAAUCACUUGAUGUUGGUCCGGAGACAGAUGCCGAAAAAUUGAACAAGAGAAAGUACGCAGUACAUGGUGACGACACCAUCUCGAACGACUGGGAAGACACUCUUUCACUUCUGGAACGAGGGGCUUAUUCCGCCAGCGCGUUAUCGCACUCUGGUGAAGACAAGGAAAAAGGCGACAGGCUAAAUGCUGUCCCGCCAGGUGGAUACAUUGGGGCCUUGAACAGACAGACCGUGACUAAAGUGGCAAGCAAUAAAAUUGAGAAGAAGGAUGAUCAAGAGACAAACGGUGAUUAUCCUGCGAAAGAAGCGUCGAGCUUCUUAGACAAGAGCUUUGAAGGCUCCCUGGUGAUUGUCCACCCACGAGAAGCAAGUGAUGGUCUUGCUGGUGGGACUGACGAUAAUUCGUCGCAUGCUCAAGACUGCAACGACUGUCAGACAAGCUGUAUUGGUCAUGAUGAUAGUGAUUGUGCAUCCAAUGAAUGUUACUCGAAUAUCGAUUCUAGUGUUGCGUCUGUUUCCAACAGAGACACGAUGCCAGUCCCAUUAAAGGAGCUUCGUGAUAGUGACGAUACCUCACAAGGCACAUCUUUUUGCUGCGAUAUAUGUUUGCUGGAGUUUGACGCAGAUUGGAUUAAGCGGAAGGCGACAUGCCCAUCGUGUCGGGAAGAUUACAUGAUCGAGUCAGCGGCCGGCCACAGCAGUAACCUGCCCAGCAGCCAAAACAGUGUUCACGGCAAUGAGAAUAACACAUAG
Molecule: messenger RNA, 1590 nt
Organism: Phaeodactylum tricornutum CCAP 1055/1
Lineage: Eukaryota; Bacillariophyta; Bacillariophyceae; Surirellales; Neidiaceae
Exons: 3
Coding region: 1-1590 (529 amino acids)
Source: RefSeq, a predicted model, not a curated record